AUGUUGAAUUCCUUGAUGUUUUUCGUUUUAUUACUGACCUCUCCUAUAUCAUCCGCUCCAACAGUAGAUUGUGAAUGGAGAACAAACUUAACUCAUCUUACAGAGUUUAUGGAUCUUGACAAAGGUGAAGAACUAGCAGAUUGUCUAUACUACUAUUUAUUGAACACUGAUUUUGAAAAAACCUCCGAACUAAGAUCGUUGCAUGAAACACCACCUCCUGAACAUGUUAUCAAUAUUACCAUAGACGAGGUUCUGGUACGAACAGUUGAACUAGCAGCGGGAUCAAGUUAUCAGUUUAACAUAUACGGUAAAAUAUACAUGGAUUGGCCUGAUUCUCGGUUGAAGUGGGAUGAAGACUCUUGGCAUUUACCAUCUAUGUACUUAGCUGAUCAUCACAGAAUAUGGACACCUCAUUUGGUAGACACUGCAAUAUGUCCGGAUGAAACUUUAUGUCGCCUACAGUACAAAGACAUAAAUGUUAUGAGCGAUGGUCUUGUUUCUGUCACGGCUGAGUUCCGUCAUGCGGCUUUCUGUGAAGUGGACUUCGCUAAAUAUCCUGAAGAAGAGAACAACUGUUGUAUUUUCUUCACAGCUUUUGAACCACGAAAAUCUAUACAUUUUUUGAAUUCUGAAGAACUGCCUGUGAAACCGAUUAGACCCGUUGUCAUGCAACAAAAUGAAAAAAAGUUCGAAGAGAUUAACCGACAAACAAAAGAUCACUCAGCUUGGAUUUUAACGGAGCACACCGUAUCAGUCAUCCAUUUGAGCACCAUAGAGUCUAGUCAAGUACUGAAAAUUUGCACGCAUGCCCAGAAGAAAAUGUCAACGAUACGAGUAGCCUUGCGCCUUCCCGUUACUAUAGCAACACUUCUGAUGCUGGUAUCCCCCUUAUUCGGAGACUUGAGAACACAAUCAUUUGUGAAAAUCGUCACUCUCACUCUCCAAACACUCUGCUUCCUCUAUCUAUGUUCUAUUGCACCACCAAACGGUUUCGCUGGCGUGAAGCCCAAAAUUUAUCGCUUUUACGAAUCGGUAUUCGCAAUGACAGCUCUAAGCAUGGUUAUCACAGUGGGAUGUAUGGCAUUAAGUCGAGCUAGGAGAACUGUUCCUCCUACUCAUAGAUUAUAUUUGGCGGCUAAGCUAGUUAAUCGAACAUUAUGCUGUAUCGAGCCGGAUCAGUUAGCGCACUACUUGAGAUAUGUAAACGACAACGAAAAUCAAGGACCUUCCGAUAGUACGCCCGAUUAUACCCAAGAUUGGCGACAUAUUUACCUGGCAGUCAACAACUUGUCAUCCGGUCUUUUUUUUACAACAUUCACUCUUUUCAUGUUUCUGGACUUGAUUUGA
This is a messenger RNA of Auanema sp. JU1783, 1347 nucleotides long. NCBI's taxonomy places the organism in Eukaryota, Metazoa, Nematoda, Chromadorea, Rhabditida, Rhabditidae. The record is from the annotation of a GenBank genome assembly.